AGGGGUUUCGGCAACAAGGCCUCGCAUGGGGACACGGCGGCUCUCUGCAGCCCCAGGGGCGGCUGAGGGGGACAGGGGAACGGCUCUGAGGGGAGGCGGCAGCGGGGAGCUGGUCUCCGGGGGAGGUGGAAGCACGAGGGGCGAGGAGGGACGGGACCGAGCCCCCUCUCCUUCUCCUCAGGCAGGCAGGGGACGCCCUGAGGGGCAGUACGCCAGUAGGUGGCCGGCGGCGCCCCGCCUCUUCCCGGUUCGGGCAGAAGCAGAAGUGGGAGCCCCGGCGGGGCGCGGCGACACCGGCACCGCCACCUCCCGGACAGCCACCGGCCCCUCGAGCAGCACACUGAAAACCGUAAAAGUUUGAUAUAAAAAAACCCAAACAUGUCCAGAAAGAAUAUAGACUAUGGGGUGCUGCCGGAGUAUGAGAAAAGCCAGAUCAAAAGGACCUUGGAGCUGGGAACUGUUAUGACAGUAUUCAGUCUUAAGAAGAGUAGUCCAGAAAGGAGGACUAUACAAGUCAUAAUGGAAACCAGGCAGGUGGCAUGGAGCAAGACGGCUGACAAGAUUGAAGGUUUCUUGGAUCUGAUGGAAAUAAAAGAAAUUCGCCCAGGAAAGAAUUCAAAGGACUUUGAGCGUUGCAAAGCAAGGCACAGAGAAGAACACUGCUUUACUGUUUUUUAUGGUACCCAGUUUGUCCUCAACACCUUAAGUUUAGCAGCUGAUUCUAAAGAUGAUGCUGAUAAAUGGUUGUGUGGCUUGAAUAUCUUGUAUCAAGAAGUCAUGAGUGCUCCCACACCUGCAAUCAUGGAGAGCUGGCUGAGAAAGCAGAUCUAUUCUGUUGAUCAGACUAGAAGAAAUAGUAUUAGUCUUAGAGAGCUGAAAACUGUCCUUCCCCAAGUAAACUUCAAAGUGAGCAGCAUGAAGUUCUUGAAGGAUAAAUUUGCGGAAAUAGGUGCUCACAAAGAAGAACUUAGUUUUGAACAAUUUCAUUUGUUCUACAAGAAAAUCAUGUUUGAACAACAGAGAUCGAUUCUCGAUGAAUUCAAAAAGGAUUCCUCUGUGUUCAUUCUUGGAAAUACUGACCGCCCAGAUGCUUCAGCAGUUCAUCUCCAUGACUUUCAGAGAUUCCUGCUACAUGAGCAGCAGGAGUCUUGGGCACAAGAUCUGAGUAAAGUCCGAGAACGAAUGACCAAAUUUAUAGAUGACACUAUGAGAGAAACUGCUGAACCCUUCCUCUUUGUUGAUGAGUUCCUCACUUACCUUUUUGCAAAAGAAAACAGUAUUUGGGAUGAGAAAUAUGAUUCAAUAGAUGUGCAGGACAUGAAUAAUCCUUUGUCCCAUUACUGGAUUUCUUCCUCUCAUAACACAUAUCUGACAGGAGACCAGCUUCGAAGUGAAUCCUCCACAGAAGCUUACAUCAGGUGCCUUAGAAUGGGAUGCCGAUGUAUUGAGUUGGACUGCUGGGAUGGUCCUGAUGGGAAACCCAUCAUUUACCAUGGAUGGACACGGACAACAAAGAUCAAAUUUGAUGAUGUAGUACAAGCAAUCAAAGAUCAUGCCUUUGUUGCAUCUGAAUACCCAGUCAUUCUGUCAAUUGAAGAGCACUGUAGCGUAGAACAGCAGCGAUACAUGGCCAGAGUGUUCAAGGAGGUGUUUGGAGAUCAGCUUUUAAUGAAACCUGUUGAAGCCAGUGCAGAUCAGCUACCAUCACCAACCCAGCUGAAAGAAAAAAUCAUCAUCAAGCACAAAAAACUAGGGCCGAAGGGAGACAUUGAUGUGAACCCAGAAGAUAAGAAAGAAGAAAAAAAGCAACAGGGAGAACUUUACAUGUGGGACACAAUAGAACAGAAAUGGACUCGGCACUACUGUGCUAUUGCUGAUGAAAAGCUUUCAUUCAGUGAUGAUAUAGAACAGAAUGCUGAUGAAGAUUCAUCAAAGGAGGUAAAACGUACUGAACUGCACUUAAAAGAGAAGUGGUUCCAUGGGAAAAUGAAAGAGGGGAGAACAACUGCUGAGAAGCUGCUCCAGGAAUAUUGUGCUGAAAUGGGUGGCAAGGAUGGGACGUUCCUAGUUAGGGAAAGUGAGGCUUUCCCUAAUGAUUGCACCUUGUCAUUCUGGAGGUCAGGUAGAGUCCAGCACUGCCGUAUCCGUUCUUCAAGUGAUGGGGACACUGUGAAAUACUACCUGACAGACAACCUCACUUUUGAUAGCAUCUAUGAUCUCAUUCAACACUACAAAGAGGCUCACUUGAGAUGUGCUGAAUUUGAGCUGCGUCUGACGGAUGCUGUGCCUAAUCCCAGUCCUCACGAAAAUAAAGAUUGGUACUAUAGCAACUUGAGUCGGGGAGAGGCAGAAGACAUGCUGAUGCGAAUUCCUCGAGAUGGAGCCUUUCUGAUUAGGAAGAGAGAUGAGCCUGAUUCGUUUGCCAUGACUUUCAGAGCUGAGGGGAAGGUGAAGCACUUCCGAAUUCGGCAAGAAGGUCCCCAUUUUGUGCUUGGAACCUCGGCCUAUUUUGAGAGUUUAGUGGAGCUUGUAACGUACUACGAGAAGCACCCUCUGUACAGGAAAAUGAAAUUGCGUUACCCAGUGACUGAGGAGCUGCUGGAGCGCUACAGCAUGGAAAAAGAUAUAAACUCCCUUUAUGAUGUCAAGAUGUAUGUGGAGCCCAGUGAAAUCAACCCUACAGUGCCUCAGAGAACAGUGAAAGCCUUGUAUGACUACAGAGCCAAAAGAAGUGAUGAAUUGAGCUUCUGUCGAGGAGCUCUAAUUCAUAAUGUCACAAAAGAAACUGGAGGCUGGUGGAAGGGGGAUUAUGGAGAAAAAGUCCAACACUAUUUUCCAUCUAAUUAUGUUGAAGACAUGUCAUCUGAUAACUCUGCUGAGCUUGAAAGCCAGAUUAUCGAGGACAAUCCAUUAGGCUCUCUAUGUCGUGGCAUCCUGGUACUCAAUACAUACAACGUUGUGAAAAUGCCACAAGGGAAACACAAAAAGCCUUUUGUCUUCAUUCUGGAACCUAAGAAUCCAGAAGAUCCGUGUGUUGAGUUUGCAACUGAUAAAGUAGAAGAACUCUUUGAAUGGUACCAAAGUAUCCGUGAAAUCACGUGGAAAACUGCGGAAGAGGAGAACAGGAGGAAAUACUGGGAAAAGAAUCAAUUGAUUGCUAUUGAAUUAUCUGAUCUGGUAAUCUACUGCAAGCCGACAAGCAAAACCAAGGACAAUUUAGAAAAUCCUGAUUUCAAAGAAAUUCGUUCUUUUGUGGAAACCAAGGCAGAAAAUAUUGUUAAGCAAAAGCCAGUUGAGUUGCUGAAAUACAACCUGAAGGGACUGACGCGUGUCUAUCCUAAAGGGCAGAGGGUUGACUCAUCGAACUAUGACCCGUUUCGCCUCUGGCUUUGUGGCUCUCAGAUGGUGGCUCUUAACUUCCAAACUCCAGAUAAAUACAUGCAAUUGAACCAUGCCUUGUUUUCACUUAAUGGACGCACUGGCUAUGUUCUGCAGCCAGAAAGCAUGCGAAAUGAAGAAUAUGACCCAAUGCCAAAUGAAUCGAAGAGGAAAUUGCAGAUGAUUAUGACAGUGAGGGUUUUGGGUGCUCGCCAUCUUCCUAAGCCUGGUAGAAGCAUUGCUUGUCCCUUUGUAGAGGUAGAAAUUUGUGGGGCUGAAUAUGAUAACAACAAAUUCAAGACAACAGUUGUGAACGACAAUGGCCUUAAUCCAGUUUGGGCGCCGUGUCCAGAGCAAGUGAAAUUUGAAAUUUAUGAUCCCAAUCUAGCGUUUCUGCGCUUUGUUGUUUAUGAGGAGGAUAUGUUCAGUGACCCUAAUUUCUUAGCACAUGCCACCUUUCCUAUCAAAGGAAUCAAAGCAGGUUUUAGAUCAGUUCCUCUCAAGAAUGGUUAUAGUGAAGACAUAGAGCUAGCCUCGCUUCUGAUUCAUUGUGAAAUGCAGCAAGUUCUGGAAAGUGAAGAAGAGCUUUAUUCCUCGUGUCGGCAACUUCGGAAACGCCAGGAGGAGCUUAAUAAUCAGCUAUUCCUUUAUGACACCCAUGUGAAUUUAAGGAAUCCUAACAGAGAUGCUAUAUUAAAAGAAUUUAAUGUGAAUGAGCACAAACUACAGAUAUAUCAAGAGACAUGCAACCGCAGAUUAAAAGAGAAGAAAGUCAGUAACAGCAAAUUCUACUCCUAAAGCAGUCAUUCUUUGAUGGAAGUUUUAUGGAGCAAUUCAGGAGGAGAUAUUCAUUUAUCCUGGUCAUCCUACUCCAUGCAGAUCUCAUCAAGCUGAAUGAAUAGAAGAGGAGGAGGAGAAAAGAUGGGUUUCCUUAAUAAUUUCUUGUUAUAAGAAGAACUGUUUAAAUUCCUAAUAAUUUAUAUUCUGUACAAAGCAUACCCUCUGUGCAGGCCAGACUUCUGUGUAUUCAAGAUCUUUAAAAUUGGAGGGUGGGUAAUUGCAUAGACUUCACUUCUUAUCAAUACCUGAAGCACAAGUUUAAAUCAUCUACUGUAUUUGUGUACACAGGCUGUAGAUAAGACAUUCAUAACAAUGUACAUGCAUGGAACCUCACCACUUUAACAACCUGGCUCCUUAAGAUUAACUGGUAGUGAGUUUUUAAUUUAUUAAAUGCUGUAAAAGCACUUUUGCACCAGCAUUUCUUUUUUAAUGUAUGUUACAGCAGAUUGUACUUUCGAUACUGUAUAAAGUAUUUUGGGCAGCUAAUAGCUCAUACUGUAUUGUCUCGUUAUAAGUUUUCUGUUCUCUUUUUGAGUACCAAAUAAUGUUAAUUUUGUUGAAACCA
This is a messenger RNA of Cygnus atratus (black swan), 4783 nucleotides long. RefSeq names its product phospholipase C gamma 2 (gene PLCG2). Gene Ontology annotation, biological process: positive regulation of epithelial cell migration; phosphatidylinositol-mediated signaling; phospholipid catabolic process. NCBI's taxonomy places the organism in Eukaryota, Metazoa, Chordata, Aves, Anseriformes, Anatidae. The transcript has 33 exons. Gene Ontology annotation, molecular function: phosphatidylinositol-4,5-bisphosphate phospholipase C activity; protein binding. The coding region runs from base 379 to 4176 and encodes 1265 amino acids. The record is from RefSeq and is a predicted model, not a curated record.